Molecule: messenger RNA, 6564 nt
Organism: Aphidius gifuensis
Lineage: Eukaryota; Metazoa; Arthropoda; Insecta; Hymenoptera; Braconidae
Product: formin-J-like
Exons: 3
Coding region: 597-6413 (1938 amino acids)
Molecular function (GO): protein binding
Source: RefSeq, a predicted model, not a curated record
AAUGGAAACUUGGCUUAAUACGCGUGUGUUUCUUUAAUUCCCGCGCUAAAAAAAAAACAAACAUAAUAACAUUUAGAAUACUAUUGUUAUUUAAUUAAUAACAUAAUUUAAUAUACCAUAUUUGUAUAUAAUUUUUUUUCAAUAAUACAAAGUAGUUUAAUUGUUGUCACGAAAUUAGUUUAAAAAUAAAAAAAUUUGCGAUGAAUAUUGUCGUCAGCAAUGCUUAUUUCUGAUUCGUUAACAAUUUUUUUUAUUCUUCUUGGCUAAUAACAGAAUGUUGAGUUGUUUUUUCUACCAAAAAUCAAGGUCAUCAACAUCAAUUGUUGAUGAAUUAAUAAUAAAUAUUUAUUAAACAAAAAAAUGGUUAAUAAUAUUACAAAAAAUAUUGAUAUUGAUAGUUAUUAAAGUGAUUUAAGGAAAAAAACAAAAAAGAGCAAAUAUCAAAAAGCGUCGUUAGCAAUGUUAGCAUUAUCAUAAUAUAAUUAAUAAAAAUAUAUAUGAUAAAAAAUUUUAAAUGUUGUCAAUGGGUCUUUUGUGUAAUUUGAUAUAUUAAAUUAAAUUAGUUGAUAAUAAUUUUAAUUUAAUUAGACGUAAAUAUGGAACCAAUUUUACCAUCUGAAUUGGCAAGACUUGUUCUUGGUUAUCUAGAACAAGAAAAUUGCCAAGAAGCAGCUAAGGUAUUUUUUGAUACAUCACCAGAUCUGAGCGAGUAUAGAAAACUAGCAAAACUUGGCAAACCAUUUGGCAAAAAAAUAUAUGGUUUGACAUUAAAUAAUAUUGUUGAAAAUCUUGUAUCAGCAAGUAUGUUGCUACAAGAAAAAUUAUCACAAAUAUCUGAUUCUGGAAGUUCAGAUCAUAUUAAUAUACUUAAACAAAGUAAUAAUUUAAUGGAACAAUUGAAAUUUAUAUUAGAUGAAAAAUUUCAACGUUUUUAUGUAAAUAUUAGUGUACCAACACCAAAUACAUCAACACAAACAACAAGUGGAUCACCAAUAAUUUCAAGUAGCAUGAGAAAACGUAAAACAAGUGUGACGAUUGAACGUAAAGAUAAAAGACAACAAAAAUUAAAUAUAUUAACAAAUGAUCAAGAUCAAGUUAAUAAUAUUGAAGCAACAACAUUAAAUCAACUUCCUGGACAUUCAAAAAAUCUUCAUGAUAGUCCACAAAAACAAGAAGUUAAUAAACAACAACAACAAGUUGAAUUUGAAGUACCACAAAUUAUUGAACAGCCAAAAGAAAUUACUGUAAAUGAUAAUCCAACAAAUCAAGUAAUACCAACAACAUUACCAGCAUGUGCAAUUGAUACUCAAAGUGCAACUUGUUCAACUGGUACAGAUACUGAAGAGUUGAGACAAUUUACAACAACAGAAGUACAAACAAAUCCAAUUAAUAAUUCAAAUCAUGAUGAAAGAAUUAAAAAUCUUAGUUUAUUAUCAAAUGCAUUAUUAAAUAGAACAGAAAUACAUGAAAGAAUAGCUGAAAAUAUUAAUAAUGAAAAUCGUGAUUUGAGUAAUCAUGAAGUAUCUGAUUGUAAUGCAUCAAUGACAGCACAAUUAAAUGCAUAUAUUGAAUCAAUUGUAUCAAAAACAGAAAGAGAUCCAAUAUUUGAAAAUUUUAUUAGUGGUAUUAUUAGACCAGAGACAGAUGAUACAGAGCCUGAAACAGAAAUGAGUCCAGAUGAAGAAGAUCCUAUUGAUGUUAUUAAUUUACAAGAUAAUAAAUCAACUAGUCCACUAAUAUUUCAUGAACAACAAGACAUUGAAUUACCAUUAGAUAAUCCUGUUACGAAUGAAUUGGAUAAAGAAAAAAAUAAUUUACCAAUUAAUAAUGAUAAUUGUUAUAAAAAUAAUGAAGAAAUUAAAUCACUUGAUGAUAUGAAUGCUGCUGCAAUAAUGGGAAUAAUGAGUGUAAAUGCAUUAAAUGAAAAAAUAAUUGAAGAAAAUAAACCAUUAAAUAUUGAAGAAGAAAAAGUAGAAGAAAAAAAUGUUGAUAAUUUACAAAUAACAGAUAAUGUUAUACCAAGUGAAGCUAUAAAACCUAAUAAUAAAUUAGAAAAUAAAAAAAAACCAAGAAAAGCAAGAUUAUCAAAACGUGAAUUAAAGCCACCUGUUAAAAUGGAUGUUGGAGUUAUGGAAGUUCCAAUGUUAAUUAGAUGCUCAAAUGAAGAAAUUAAAAACCAUCAAAAUGAUUUCAAACCUAUAGCACCAAAGGGUCCAAAUAGACCAGUAUUAAUUGCGCCAAAAAAUUGUAAUAAUAUACAACAAGCUAGGCCAAUUUUUGUUAAAACAGUUAAUUUAAAAUUUCCAGUUAACAAAACAGAUAAUCAAUGUGUUAAUUCAACUGUAACAUCACUUUCUCAAGAAAUUGUGAUUCAGCCAGCACAACAAAUAUUUCAGUCAGUACAACAAAUGAUUCAACCAGUACAACAAACAAUUCAAACAGUACAACAAAUAGUUCAACCAGUGUCAGAAAUAUUUCCAUCAAUACAACAACAAAUGGCUCCAUCAAUACAACAGCAAAUAGCUCCAUCAAUACAACAACAAAUAGCUCCAUCAAUACAACAACAAAUAGCUCCAUCAAUACAACAACAAAUGGCUCCAUCAAUACAACAACAAAUAAUUCCAUCAUCACCAAUAGUGCCAGAUAAUUGUAAAAAUGAUACAGAAGGAUUUUCUUUAUCACCAUAUUUAAAAUUUGAUCGACCACCACAAGAUCCAUCAUGUAUAUUACAAUUUGAAAUACCAAAUGACACAAAUAAUGACAAUGAAGCUUCAACAUCAAUGAUACAUUCAGAUUCAAUAAUAAAAAGAACACCAAGAACAUUAUUAAAAAGUCGAGCAAAUAAUCAUCGUUUAAGUCUUUCAACUCCACGUAAAAGAAUAAGCCAUAUUAGAGCACUUGAUUUUAAUACACCAAUUAAAGGAAUUAAAAGUAAUAGAAGAAUGAGUGAUGCUAAUAAUAGUCAAAGAUUAACAGGAAAAAAAUUACUUUUAAAAACAAAUAGUAGAACUAGUUUAUUUAAAUCACCAAAUAAAACAUUAUCAAUUAAAAAAAUUAAAACUCCAAAAAGAUUAAAUACAUUAAUUGAUCAUAAUAAUAGUAAUAGUAAUAAUGAUAAUAAUAAUAAUAAUAAUAAUAAUAGUAGUAAUAAUAGAGUACCAAUUGCAACUCGUGGUCCUGAACCAAAAUUAAAUGGUGGUUGGGAUAAAUAUACUGGUGUUGGUAUGAUUAUUGAUGGCUUGUCAUCACAAUCAAGUUCAUCACCAGAAAAAAAACCAACACCAACUAAAAAAGCUUGGGAUGCUGAUUUACGUGGUAAAAUAAAUAUCAUUACAAAUGUUAAAAAACCAGCUGUUAGAAAAAAACGAAUAGCUAAAAUUAAAAAAGACAAAAAUGAUAAAUUAAAUAAUAUUGAAAAAAAAGAUAUUGAAAUUGAUAAUGAUGAUAGCAAUGAUAGUAAUGAAAAUGAUGCUAUUAAACCAGUUGAUACAACAGCAAAUACGUCAAUUGAAAAUAAUGUAAAAUUAAAUAAUCAAAAUACAAAAAGUAUAACAAAAAAAUAUGCAACAUUAAAAACAUUAACAACAAGUGUCACAAAAAAAGAAAUAAGUAAAUCAUUAAAUACAUCAAUAGAUUUAGUUAAUAAGGGUAGUGGUGCAUUUUCAAAAGUUAAUCCUGGUUUUAUCCAAAAUUUAAGUGAAUUAGAAACACCAAGAAAAUUUGAUAAUAGUAAUGGUAUACCACCAACACCAAGAAUAACAAGUCCACAUAGUAAUCAAACAAUAUUUUCACAAUUAAAUGAUGAUUCUGGUAAAAUUCAAACAUUUCCACCGACUCCAGAAUUUCCACCAACACCAAAUAUCGUUAUAACACCAAGACAAUCAUCUGAUAUUACAAUUGACACAACAAAAGAUUGUCAAUUUGUUGGUUGUUCAACGUAUUAUCAGCCAAGUUGUGAAUUGAAUGAUGAUAAAUUAGUUAAAAUAAAAAAUGAUAAUAUAACUAUUGAAAAAAUAUCAACAUCAACAACGACAACAACAACAACAACUACAAAAAUAUCUGGUAUAACUGAUGUAAAAUCAUCAACAUAUAAAAAUGAUGUAACACAAUAUGAAGUUAUUAAAGGUCAUUUACCACGUGAAGAUAAAUCUACAGAAUUAAAAAUGUCAUCAAAUGAUAAUGAUAAAAUGAAUAAAGAUAGUAGUAUGAUGAAUAAUAGAGAAACGUCAAAUAUAACUAGUAAUAAUGAUUCAAAAAGUCUUUGUAAAAGUUUUGAAACAAGUGGAACAGCAGAUGAUUCAUCAGACAGUGAUAGUGGUAGUUCAUCAUCAUCAUCUUCAUCAUCUGGCUCGUCAUCUUUUUCUAGUAUGAAUGAUACAAAUACAUCAUCAAGAAUAUCAAGUGGUAAAAAAAUUAAAAAAUCAACAAGUAAUAAAGAUAAAUUUAAAGAAUUAUUUGGUGAUCAAGAAAGUGAUAUAUCUGGUAUUGCAAAAGACAGUCCAAUAAUAACAUCAACAAAUAAAAUUAAUAUUGAUAAUAAUAAAAAUACAAAAGAAGAAAAUGAAUCAUCACCGACAAAAGUAUUUUCAAUUAUUAAAACAGAUGAUAUGUUGAAAGAUAUUGAUUUAGAAACACCAGCAAAAGAUGAAACAAUAUUAAAUGAAGAAGAUAUUGGUGUAACACCAAACAGCUCAAAACCAGGUGUUAAAAAUUUAACAAAUUUAUCGUCAACAAUUGCUGCAACAAAUAAUACAAAUAAUAUGUCACCACCAUCAGUAGCUAUUAAUAAAAAUCAAUCAUCAAAAAUAAUUAAACCAACAAUUGUUAGUGUUAAAAAAAUAUUACCUGAAAAUGCUGUACAAUUAAAACCAAUAUCACAAUAUUUAAAUAAUAUACCACCUGUACAAAAUUCAGCAAAUACACGUGAUUCAGCAAAGGAUGCAAAAUUAAGUGCUGAAUUAGAAGAAAAAAGAUUACGUACAAUUAAUAAAUUAAAUGCUGGUACAACAAAACAACCACCAAAAAAAUUAACUAAAAAAAAUACAUUACCAUUAAAUAAUGAUAAUAAAAUUCAACAACAACAGCAACAAAAUGAUAAUGAUAAUAAAAAAAUCCAAGAACCAUUUACAGUUAAUAAAAUUGAAAAGAAAACACGUGUAUCAAGAGUACCAGCAAAACAAAUUGUACAAACAAACAAAAUUGAUGAUACAACAGCAUCAACAGCUGAUAAAAUAAUUGAUCAGUCAUCAUCAUCAUCAUCAUCAUCAUCACCACCAGUUAAACCAGUUCCAGCUUUAAUUGGUUUACGUAAAUCAGCAAGAAAUGCUGAAAAAAUUGCAGCUAAAAGAGGUGUAAGUGAGCCACGUGAAAGAUCUGGUAAUGCAAAAAAACAAAUGCAUGAAAGAAAAGCACAAUCAACAAGAGAAUCAAAUGUUAAUGAUGAUAUUAUCAUUGACAAUGAUAUAUUAACAACAAAUAAUAUUGUAAAUAAUUUACAAGAAAUAAAUAAACCAGUUGAUAAUGCAAAUAAACAAGAUGAAAUAAAAGAAGAUAAUAAAUUAAUAAUUGAUAGUAUCAAAGAACCAGUAAAGUCAAAAGUUGAUAUGGUAAAAAGAGAUUUAUUUAGUGAUGAUGAACAACAAAAUGAUAAAGUAACAACAAGAUCAAAAACCCAAAAAAUAUCAGUCAAUCAAAAAUGUGAUAAUGCUGAAAUAAAUACUGGUAAUAAUGAUGAAAAAAUUGAUGUACUUGAAUGUCUUGAGCUUGUACCAACAAAAAAUAUUGAUGAAUUUGAUAUUAGUUUAGAAACUGAUUAUCAACAUAUUGAAAUAUCAUUUGUAUAUGAUGAAAACACAGUAGUACCAAAAGAAAAAAAGAGAAAAAGAAAAUAUAGUAAUUCAGAACUUGAAUGUAGAAUACAAAUUGAUAAUGGUGGUGAAGAUGAAUGGAAAUUAUUAACAGCACCACCAUGUGAAGAAAUAUUUGCAAUGUUGCCAGAGAAAAAAAAAGCUCCAAGAAAAAGACCAACAAAAACAACAGUUAAAGCUAAAAUAAUAAAAGAAAAAAGUGUACCUACUAUUGUUAGAAAAAGAACAAUGCCAGUUAAAUUGAGAAAUAGUAAAUCAAUUGUUUCGGCUAUUGACUCGCAACCAUUGGCAACAUCAUCACCAGUUGAUAAUACAACACCAAGAAAUAUUGAAAAACAAGUUGUUGUUGCUGGUGGUGCUGGUGGUGCUGUUGAUGAACCAAAAAUUGAAACAACAAAAACAAAAAAAAGAAAAAUAACUGAGACACAAGAUAGCAAUCAAACAGAAAAUAAAAAACCACAUCUGUCAGUACCAAAUGCUGAGGAUUUGUUGAAAAAAUUAAAAAUUGGAAAAUUAAUGGAUCAUGUACAUGGUCCAGAUAAUUAAUUUUUCUUUUUUUAAUACAACUGUUACGUUUUGAAAAAAAAUUAAUUAGAUAUUAACAAUGCUGUGCAUUUAUUUAACUUGUAAUCAAUGUAUAGUUAGUUUUUAAGUUAUUUUAUUCAAAGAGACUGAAAUAUUGUGACAACUUUAUCAA